AUUAAAGAUAUCAUUAGUUGGACCGUAACCGGUGUUUUCCAGUCUCUGUGCUGUAUCUAUAGAUACUCACAAUUCACGACUUCUUAUCAGUGUUGAUUCUUAGCCGGCACAUCUUCAAUUCUCUAAUCAGUCUUUGUCGGUUCCUCCGUCCUCGUCCUUCCAGACAUACUUUAUUAAAUAUUGUUGACCGUUGAUAUUAAACAUUGAAAUAAAAGUCGGGUACGCACUACGAACAUUAUGAAAGUUGAUAAACUUAUUUUCUUUCCUGUAUAUGUUUUUUUCUUAUCGAUUGUACAUUUUAAAACUAUUGAAUAAGGAACUAAACUUCGGACUAAUACAUAAUUAAUUCACAAUUUAAUACAACAGUAAAGACGAUCGCACAUGGUUCAUUCAAUAAGUAAAAUAGUAUUUAAUAAAAAGGCAACAUAACGCGCACCAUUCGAACCGGUAACCUCCAUUUUGAGAACCCAUCGUAAUCAAUGGUAAAAGUGCAUUGCCAACAUCAUAUCUAUGGCAUGUAAAACCUUCCUCGGGGCAACUGACAACACUCAACAGGAGCAGUCUUCAAUUGACUACACUUUCACUUUUUUAGGGUUUUAAAACAGUUCACCUUUCUUUUAGAAUAAAUAUUCAUAAUAAUUUUUGUACAUAUUUAAUUUAUUAUGAGUUUUGAUGAUUAUGAGACUUUACCAACGUCCAACGUGACAGAUCACAUGAUGGCUGGUGCCAUUGCUGGAGUCAUGGAACAUUGUGUUAUGUACCCUCUAGAUUCUGUGAAGACUCGGAUGCAAGCAUUUAUGCCGGCCAGAAAUAUUGGUAGUCAAGGAAUCGGUACUAUCCUGAUUGAUAUGAUAAAACAAGAAGGGUAUUUAAGACCAAUGCGUGGUAUGGGCACUGUAAUAGUUGGUGCUGGACCUGCUCAUGCACUUUACUUUGCCUCCUACGAACACCUAAAACAAAAAAUUUCACAUCGAACUUCAUUAAAUAUGACCGUAUGUUCUGGUAUUGCUGGAUGUGUAUCAACUAUUAUACAUGAUGCAAUCAUGACACCAACUGAUGUUGUAAAACAACGAUUGCAGAUGUCUAAUUCACCAUAUAAUGGUAUUCUGAAUUGUGUAAGCUCAGUUUGGAGAACGGAAGGAAUCGGAGCAUUUUACCGCUCAUAUAUGGUGCAAUUGUGCAUGAACGCACCGUUUCAAGUCGUUCAUUUCAUGGCGUAUGAACACUGUCAGAACUUUUUGAAUCCAGAUAGAAUAUACAAUCCUUUAUAUCACAUGGUAUCAGGUGGUGUUGCGGGUGGUCUUGCAGCUGCUAUAACCACACCAUUAGAUGUAUGCAAGACAUUACUAAAUACACAAACUACGAAUGUCAAAGUAAAAGGUCUUUUCCGGGCCGUAGCCACAGUCUAUACACUUGGUGGCGUUCAAGGAUUUUUUAGAGGUAUGGCCGCUCGUAUUAUUUAUCAAAUGCCAUCAACUGCCAUCUCGUGGACGACUUACGAGUUUUUCAAGUUCGUUUUAAUAAAAAAAUCGAAGAUUACUGAUGAUCGAUCUACCCCGCCACCACCUCCUCCUUCGGCACCUACAGUGGGUAAUGAAAUAAUAAUGACUAAGACCAGUGUGAGGUGUGAUUUACCUGUAGCGACGAGACCACGUUUGUACAAUCACUAUAGUGUUAGGGACGAAGGGUCUACAGGUCAACCGUUUUAGGUUAGUGAUCAUAAAGUUACCUAGCUAGUAGCUGAGUAAUGGACGGAUGUUAGUUUUUUUAUAAAUAUACAUAUUGUUUUUUUUAUUUUAAUUUUAUUAUAAUUUUUUUUGUUUUGUAAUUUUGUUAUAAAUUACAACCUUUUGUUGUGUGUCCUAAGAUCAAGUUUUUUUGUUCCGGGUAUUCAGUAUUAAAUUAUUUUAUAAACAUAAAUAUUGAAACUCCGAGUCCGAGUAAAGUCCACAACGGAUCAAGCUGUAUAAAUCCUGUAUUGAAAAUUAAAUGAGCAUCGAUGUAGACGUGAACAGUCUUUUAAAGAGAGUUGUUUCGAUACUUAUCGUUAUUCUUGUUUGAAGAGUUUCAAAUAUAAUAGUAGAUGGUUAGCUCUCAUAUUUGUUUUAUCCGUAACUUCAGACAGAUAAUAUAUUAUAUAUGAUUAAUGUUACAUACUUUUGUUUUGAUUUAAUCCAAAUAUUAUUUAUACCCGAAUUACAUGAACAAUAUUGUACCUACCACCUUAUCCGUUUAGCUCACGUUAUCCCUAUAGAAAUAUGUAUAAUUUAAUAUGAUCAAAACCAAAGAAUAUAUUGUAUGUAUAUUUAUGUCUGUGUGUAAUGUUAACAUUUUAUUUGUAUGUACAAUAUAUUUGUUUGGCGAUACAUCUAGAAAAGUAAUUGACACUUAGUGUAUACAAUUUUGUACUUCUGUAUAAAAACUAAUUUACAUCAAAUUUGAAUUAUGUAACUUCUAAAUGCUUAUAUUUUCAUUUUGACAUAAUUUAUUCUUAAAAUUUAAUCUGAUAUAUGUUUCACUAGGUACUAUGAAUACAACUAAAUAAUGAUUGUAAAUUAUGUAUUCAUAUCAAGUACAAUAACCAAAACAUUUGUGUGUAAUAUAUUGUUUUACAUUUUAAACUAUAAUAAAUGUUUUAUAAUGUAAAUACAAAUUAUAAAUUGUAUUUAAUUAUAAAACAUAAUUCAUUAAUCAGUUUGAUAUAGAAACACAGUAUAAGACAUUUUGUUCACAAAUCCAUUUUGCUUAUGCAUUUUUGGUCAUAUCUCUUUACUAACACAUGUUUGUGUAUUUUAUUUAUAAUAAUUUUGUUAGUUUUGAUUUAUGAGACAAACUUGGUCUAGUCUUUUAUUACGUUAACCACACAAACCUUUAUAUUUCAAGAUUCUUCAUUUGACUGUAAUAAUAAUUGCUCAUACCUAUUUCUAAACCGUAACGGCCAUAUGGCUUAUGAUAAAAUUAUUGUAUAGGUAUUUCAUAAGUUUAAUGUUAUUAGUGUCUUGCGUUUUACUUUACUCUAAUAAAAUUAUUAUAAUAACAAAAAAAAAAAACAAAAUAAAUUUUAAAAAAUUAGCCCAAAACUAUAUUAAGAACUAUUACAUACCGGGUAUAUAAUUUUUUAAUUUUUAAUAUUGAGUUAGAGUUAAAAACAUGUUAAAUUGUCUUUUUGUCUGUGAUAUGUUUCAUUUAUUAUUAUUACUAUUUUAUUAUAACUUUUUUUUUUGUUAUAUAAUGUGUUUUGUUAUUAUAACGAUGUUCACUUUGGAGGAAAGUAAUAUCAUUAUGUUAACGUUUUAAAUAAAUUUGAAAUAAUUUUAUUUUUGUAUAAAAUUUAAUUAGUUUUAUAAAAUUGAAAACAUAAAAAUGUGUAACUUGUUAAAAUGAUUUAAAAAAAAAAGUGUGAACAAUGAUCUAAUAUCUAUGUAUGAAGAAAUCGAGUUGAAAUAAUUCAAUAAUUUCAUUAAAUAAUACCAUUGAUUAUAAUCUAUAUAGUAUUUAUACUCAUUCAUUAUAAAUUUGUAAGUGCAUCACGAUACUGCAUGAUAUUACCAAGCAGUUACAGCUUAUUUUUAUAAUUGUAUAUGUAACACAAGUAUUUUUUAAAUGAAUAGAUUUAAUUUCUUCUACCUAUGUCAUAAUAAUUAAUGAACAUAAACAGUUUUCACGCAUUAAAAAUUAUUUUACAAAAUACUUUUGUAAUAUGCAUGUUAAUUUACUGUAAACAACUACUAUCUUUAUCGUAGUAUAUAUUUUGUAUAACUAUAAAUAUUCCCAUAAGGACAAUAAUAGCACAAUCGUAUGAAAUAAGUUAGUAAGAUCACAUUUCUAUAAUAUCCAAAAUGUAUUUGGAUAAAAUAUUUUGUUGAAGCAUUAACUGUUCAAACGAUUGUGUAUUCUUUUAAAUGUUGACUCAUUUAAUCAAUGCGGUUUCAAAAUAAUAAACUGUAAGUGAUUCUUUAUACAUAAGUUAUUAUUCAAAGUGAUAACCUAUCUUGUUAUGUGUUUUGAAAUUUUGUUUAAAAUUACUAUCAGUAUACUUUCAUUGUGCUGAAAAUGAAAUAAAGUAAAAUAUUUGUUGCUAA
This is a messenger RNA of Adelges cooleyi (spruce gall adelgid), 4082 nucleotides long. Its product is annotated as mitoferrin-1-like. Gene Ontology annotation, cellular component: mitochondrial membrane. The record is from RefSeq and is a predicted model, not a curated record. Gene Ontology annotation, biological process: iron import into the mitochondrion. NCBI's taxonomy places the organism in Eukaryota, Metazoa, Arthropoda, Insecta, Hemiptera, Adelgidae. The transcript is spliced from 5 exons. Gene Ontology annotation, molecular function: ferrous iron transmembrane transporter activity. The coding region runs from base 663 to 1709 and encodes 348 amino acids.